Zingiber officinale is the source of this 2137-nucleotide messenger RNA. Its product is annotated as 9-cis-epoxycarotenoid dioxygenase, chloroplastic-like. Gene Ontology annotation, biological process: carotene catabolic process. Gene Ontology annotation, cellular component: chloroplast stroma. Bases 16 to 1866 code for a protein of 616 amino acids. The transcript has a single exon. NCBI's taxonomy places the organism in Eukaryota, Viridiplantae, Streptophyta, Magnoliopsida, Zingiberales, Zingiberaceae. The record is from RefSeq and is a predicted model, not a curated record. Gene Ontology annotation, molecular function: carotenoid dioxygenase activity.
UUCCCGCACUUAUAAAUGCCACGCCUUCCGCUGUCUCCUCAUCCAGCUGACACAGCUACAAUUACUUCACUGAUAAGCAGCGAUCCGAAUUCUCCCAUGUCUUCUGUUGCUCUGCAGUCUGCCGUUAGUCCACGGUUAAGCGCUUUGCCGGCGAAGGGGACGCGAAAGCAGGCAUUAUUGACGACGAAGGUGAGAGAGAGAAGAAUUAACUGCUCUGCUUCCUCCAAUUCCCUCGUUGAGUUCAGGACGCCGGCGUGUUUGCCUGUACCUCACCGAAAGGAGGAGCCUCCGGCCAAGCCGGUGGGGCCUAAUUGGAACCCGCUCCAGCGCUUCGCGGCGGCUGCUCUUGACGCCGUCGAGGAGGCCUUUGUGUCGAACCUGCUCGAACGCCCUCGGCCGCUGCCGAAGACGGCUGACCCCGCGGUCCAGAUCGCCGGCAACUUCGCUCCCGUCGACGAGCGCGCACCCUGCCAUGACCUCCCUGUCGAUGGGCGCAUCCCAGCGUCGCUUGAUGGGGUCUACGUCCGCAACGGCGCGAAUCCCCUCUUCGAGCCCGUCGCCGGUCAUCAUUUCUUUGACGGGGACGGGAUGGUGCACGCCGUCCACCUCCAUGCCGGCCGCGCCGGCUACGCGUGCCGGUUUACGGAGACGGAACGGCUCCGGCAGGAGCGGCUCAUAGGGCGGCCGGUCUUCCCCAAGGCCAUCGGUGAACUCCACGGCCACUCCGGCAUCGCGAGGCUGCUGCUGUUCUACGCUCGCACCAUUUUCGGCCUCGUCGACGGCAGCCGCGGAAUGGGCGUUGCCAACGCCGGCCUCGUCUAUUUCAACCGCCGCCUCCUCGCCAUGUCCGAGGACGACGUGCCGUACCACGUGCGAGUCACCCCCGCCGGCGACCUCAAAACAGUGGGACGGUACGACUUCGACGGCGAGCUCGAAGCCUCCAUGAUCGCGCAUCCGAAGGUCGACCCGGCAUCCGGAGAGCUCUUCGCCCUCAGCUACGACGUCAUCCGGAAGCCUUAUUUAAAGUACUUCUACGUCUCCCCCGACGGCCGGAAGUCCGACGACGUGGCCAUCCCCCUCGAGCAGCCCACUAUGAUGCACGACUUCGCCAUCACCGAGCACCACGUGGUGAUCCCUGACCAGCAGGUGGUGUUCAAACUGCAAGAAAUGGUUCGUGGCGGCUCGCCCGUAAUUUACGACCGGACCAAGACCGCUCGGUUCGGCGUCCUCCCCAAGUACGCCACCGACGCGGCGGAGAUCCGGUGGGUCGACGUCCCGGACUGCUUCUGCUUCCACCUGUGGAAUGCUUGGGAAGAGCCGGCCACCGGCGAAGUAGUUGUCAUCGGCUCCUGCAUGACGCCGCCAGACGCCGUCUUCAACGAAUCCGACGAGAGCCUCAAAAGCGUCCUUUCCGAGAUCCGGCUCGACCUCCGGACAGGCAAAUCGACCCGCCGCCCCAUUCUCAACCCGUCCGAGCAGCUAAAUCUCGAAGCCGGAAUGGUGAACCGGAACCUCCUUGGCAGGAAAACUCGCUACGCCUACCUCGCCAUCGCCGAGCCAUGGCCGAGAGUCUCUGGCUUUGCCAAGGUCGACCUAUUCACCGGCGAAGUCAAGAAGUUUAUCUUCGGCGACAACCAGUACGGUGGCGAGCCUUUCUUCGUGCCGAGGGAGGACUCGAGCGCCGCCGGCGAGGACGACGGCCACGUGCUCUGUUUCGUCCACAACGAGAACACGGGCCAGUCGAAGCUAGUGAUCGUCAACGCCAGCGACAUGAGGCUGGAGGCUGCCAUAAAGCUACCUUCCCGGGUGCCCUACGGCUUCCACGGCACCUUCAUCACCUCGAAGAACUUGGAGUCUCAGGCCUAGUAAAGUCCAUUCCCAUUCUUCCCCUUCCCCUUCCCCUUCCCCUGUUUGUUUUAGCGGUUACUGGUAGUUAGGAAGAGCAGAGAGCUACGCGUGAGCUAUUAUUCUUUUCUUUGUUUUAUUGUUUAGGAUACACUACAGAGCAGGUAGAUAGUGCUACGAUACAGUCAUUUCUGAUACAAUAAUUUCCCGGCGGCAUGUAGAUUCCUCUCUCUUCUUGUAUAUGUAUGUAUUUGUUUCUUUGAAUACAAUCCGCUACGAUUUGACAGGUCCA